Lethenteron reissneri (Far Eastern brook lamprey) is the source of this 4502-nucleotide messenger RNA. RefSeq names its product heparanase (gene HPSE). NCBI's taxonomy places the organism in Eukaryota, Metazoa, Chordata, Hyperoartia, Petromyzontiformes, Petromyzontidae. Gene Ontology annotation, cellular component: membrane; extracellular matrix. The record is from RefSeq and is a predicted model, not a curated record. Gene Ontology annotation, molecular function: hydrolase activity, acting on glycosyl bonds.
CCCGUGAUCUCCUGCCUGCAGCGAAUCUUCAACACUUCACGUGAACCGUCUCAAAGUGCACCUAGGCUGGCACGAUGUCACCGCCGCUUAGUGACGAAUCUCGGCUGCCGUUCGAGUUUCUGGAUUGUGAAUGAGCGUGCCAGUGCGUAGGUGCGAGAAGCCAGCGUGUGGCGGUGUGGGUGCGUGACAACAACAGUGUCAAUACAGACUCGGCUGGAACUAAACCCCGACCGGUCUUUGUGCAAUCAUCAAACCGAGCCGAGACCGCCUCACCCACUGGCAAUAAAGCCACGACCCACAGCUCACGCCGUGAGUCCUCGGAGCCGACCGCGUGCCCUCUCGUCAUCGGCACUCGAUCCUCAUCCGCUCGCCACCGCUCCGCUGCUGCUGCUGUCGAGUGAUGGAGGGAGCGACGCUCCGCGCUUUCGUCUUCUGUUUGUGCGCAUCGGCGGUGGCGGCGGCGCGGCGAGACGGGGAGAGCCGCGGCGCUCCCGUGGAAGUCGCUCUCAGCGUGGACACGAGCGAGGCGUUGCACGCCCUCAGCACCGAGUUCCUCUCGUUCGCCAUCGACACCUCGGUGGUGGAGAACGGAUGGAUCGACUUCCUGAGACACGUUCGCCUCGUCACCCUGGCCAAGGCCCUGACCCCAGCGUUCCUGCGCUUUGGGGGCACGAGGCAGGACUUCCUGAUCUUCCAGCCGGAAUCUGGGAGCCCCUCGUGGGUUUCCGGCUUGACCCCCUCGUGGGAGAACAAUGAGGUGCGGAUGGAGCCCCGAGUCUCGUGUCGCCCCCCGCUCUUCUCGGAGGCGAAGAUCCGGAGGCAGAGGCAGAGGGCAGAGGAACUCCUGCCAGGGAUGCUCCGAGAUGAACGGAGAAAAACCUUGAAGAACAUCACCAUGACAGGCGCCGCGCUGGACGAGCUGCUGGGCUUCUCGGCGUGCUCGGGCCUGCGCCUCGUCUUCGGCCUCAACGCGCUGCUGCGCGGCCCGAGCGGCGCGUGGGACGACGGCAAUGCGCGGCUCAUCCUGCGCCACGUCCACGCGCGCGGCCAGGACCACGUCUCCUGGGAGCUCGGCAACGAACCCAACAGCUACCCUCACGUGGCGGGGAGGCAGGUGAGCGGAGCGCAGCUCGGGGCAGACUUCUUGGCGCUGCGGACGCUGCUCAGGUCGAGCCACCCCGCGUUCCAGGAUGCGAAGCUCUACGGCCCCGACAUCACCCGGCCGCGGCGCAGCGCCCUCACCCUGCUCACGGGGUUUCUGGACUCGGCCAAGGAUGCCAUUGAGGCUGUGACGUGGCACCAGUAUUACAUGAACGGACGCACAGCCACGCUUGACAACUUCAUGGACCCCCAGAUGCUGGACUCUCUGGCAGCAGAGAUCAGCGCCGUGCAGGAGGUGGUUAACAAGGAGGCCCCGGGAAAGGCCAUCUGGCUCGGCGAGACGAGCUCGGCAUGGGGGGGCGGAGCGCCGGGGCUAUCGGACACCUUCGUGGCAGGGUUCAUGUGGCUGGACAAGCUGGGCAUGGCGGCACGCAUGGGAGUGGACGUGGUCGUGCGUCAGGCGUUCUUCGGACACGGAUCCUAUAAUCUCGUGGACGACCACCUCAACCCUCUGCCGGACUACUGGCUCUCCCUCCUGCACAAGCGACUCGUGGGGGGGCGCGUGCUGCGCGUGGAGGCGGAGGGGGGGGGCACGCCCUCGGUGCGAGUUUACGGGCACUGCUCCAGUACGUCCUUCCCCGCGGGCUCCGUGACGCUGUUCGCACUGAACCUGGGGUCGAACCCGGCGUCUCUCUCCCUGCCGGCCCCGCUCAGCGAGGGCCCUGCCCAGGGCUUCCUGCUGCUCCCCGGUGACCCCGACGUGGGCCUGCGCUCCAGGACCGUGAUGCUGAACGGGACCCCCCUGCGGACGCAGGCUCACGGCUCGGUCCCCGAGACCCCGGGGGUCCCCCUCCCGCCGGGGUCCCCCCUGGCGCUGCCCCCCCGAGCUCUGGCGUUCUUCGUGCUGCCGGAGGCGCGGGCCCCAGCAUGCCUCCAGCGCGGGCGGAACGCGUAGGCGCCGUGAUGUGGCGGUCACGCGAGAUCGGUGACAAUCACCGCAAUGAUAAUAAUUGUGAAUUAUAAUUCUAAUAAUAUGAUAAUAAAUUAUCACAAUUAUUCAUGAUAAUUAUUAUUGGUCAAAUAGUGGAACAGAGGUCAUCGUCUCAAGAUCGGCAGGGUCCCGCUACAUUGGGAUGUUUUGACCAAUUCCAAUAAUGAGCAUGUGGGAGGUAACUGAAGUGCCUGGAGAAAAACCAACCGUGCACAUACAAGGGGCAGCUUUUUUUUAAAGCACCGCACAGAUAGAUUCAGUAAUCCCUGACUUUAUUGCCAUAUCCUGAUCCCCUCGUAGCCCAAGCCUAUGACACAUUGUAUUUCUAGGCAGUCUCCCAUCCAGGUACUAUCUAGGCUCAAACCUGCUUAGCUUCCGAGAUCCAACGAAAUCGGGAGAACGCAGAGCCAUUUGGCCACUGGAAUGUGCAUUUCGCGUUACGGUACCGCGAUUGCUGUCGUGACGGCACGGACGCCCGCGGUAAUGGGAAGGGGUUGUGCUGAAGCAAAGCACGCUUACUUGAGCCACAUUUUCGUUUUAAGGUCUAUCAUGUUUCUUAGCGAUGAAUUUAUUCAAUUUCUUUUUUGAUUCCUUAAAUAAAAAAAACUCGUGUAAAUGUAAACAUUUUUGGGGAAUCUGGAUCAAGCAAAUUACGUGGAUUUCCAGGGAAAUCUGGAAGAAAUUCCGUGGGAAGCCUUGAGAAAUUUGGAGGAAAGUCUGAGAAAUUUGGAGAAACCCCAAAUUUCACCAGUCAGCUUCCCCGUGCCUUCCGCACAUCUUCCAGCAGGAGACUCCAGAGGAGAGGAGAGCGAUGUGAACCGUGAGGUUCGAGAGGCAAGACUUGGAGAUCGUUGAGGUGGAGAUUAAAGCCGUAGGACAUCGAUGACGACGAUGAUGGCCCAAGUGCCCUGCCCGACAAAGGGAACCUUCUAAGGACACAAUGCCACUUUGUCAAAGUCACCCACUGCCCACUGUGGGUGACAUAAUUUCCCGUCGCCGAAUAUUUACCUUUCUUUUGAGGUCUCAAGUCUUACAAAUCUGUUGCCAGAAACAUCGUGUUAUUGACACAGAAUGUGUCUAGAUUGUUUUGUUUGUUAAUUGUGCUUGUGCACCACUGCCAACGCAGCAGCAGCGGCAUCGGCAGUAUCGCUAAAUAAUGCGUUAUUCUGAACGUGAUCCACGAGUUGGCGGAUAACCCGCUUGUCCGACGGCUGAGCGAUCCCUGUCAGAGUUUCAUCCGGCCAGACGAGCACCAACCUUCCGCUAACACGUGCGUCGCACAACUCUUUCUGGUUAUCCACCACUGGGGCAGUAUGUAUAUAUGUUGAACUUCUUUCGAACCGUACAUAAACAACCAUGCUAAUCGAAGGCGCGGAGGAAGGACAACCAACUAAAAACAAAAAGCAGUUCUUAAUAAAUGAGUUUUCAAUCUAGAUGAUUUGACGAAAGGAAGGGCGUUCCAGACGGCCGCAGAAGCGCAUUUGAGAGCGCGGUGACCCCUCUGUUCAACGGUUAGCCAUAAGUCACUGCAAGGAUGACCGGAGCUCACUCGAUGGUUUAUGCUCCUUGACGAGAUGUGUGGCAAGCACUUUGUGUAAUGAGUGCCCCUUUACGUUUUACUAUAAACAUUAAACACAGACAGAUUAAACGACAUUGUGCCGUCAUGCUGUGUAGUUUACGUGCAACAUACAGUACUGAGCCACAUUCAUUUGCUUGACGUGCUUUCUCACGCUGUUCCACUGCUCGGAGCGGGCAGCAGUCACGGAAUGGAACUCAACCAAGAGGCAGUCUGCCGUGGAGAUGGAGUGAUGCAAAUUUGCUCGUGUGUAUGUGCCAGGUGAUUACGUGGCAAUAUCGAUGAGCACGGUGUGGUACGUACGAUGCGAAAGAAGUUCAACAUACAUCCGUGAGAGAUGGCGGUGGCUUGGGGAGGCCUUCAUCCAGCAGUGGAUUUGACAUGGCCGAUGGUGAUGAUUGCACAGUAUCAUUUAUCGUCAUCAUGCCCCUUGCAAGGGAGAGCUGGAAAAGAUAUAUGGUGGAUGUGAAUUUGGAUGGUGCUUUAUGUACAGGAUAUAACAGUGCACACAGUAGAGUCAAUCAAGCUGCCCCUACUUAAAGAGAUAUGAAGCGGCACUGAAUAUUUGUCGAUGGCCCAGAGCCAAUGGCAUAAAUUCCACAUUUCUAUGGCAGGGUCAGUUUUUGCAUAGGACAACUACUGUUGGCUUCCCUUAAGAUGAUGGUCAUACAGUCAGUGCAUCAACACAGUGGGGGCGAUGACGAAUCACACAGAUGGACGCUGAUUCACAGAUGGGUUGGUGACGAGUCACAUGCUGAUGAUGGCGAUGAUCGUCGAUUGGUUCAACUCGCGGUUUGCCAAUCGUGAGCCGAGGGCGCUGACCGCAGCGCGCAG